ACAACGUUCCGUUUAUGAUAAGGCAUGUCUUUUUCUGCACGGUCUCAUAUCUCUAUUGCACAGAGUAACAGAAGCGCCUCUGUUAUCCAGACCUGGAACCGCACAGUCCAGUCCAAGAGUCACCAGAGAAAGUGAAGUUAUACGAAAGUGGUUUAUUAUGGUGGAAGAUAUGACAACUCCAUUGCUCUCAGACUCUGAAGCCCCCUCUGAUGCCCUACCUGUACGUCUAACUGGUCUUACAGUGGCCAUACUCGGUUCUGGAGACUUCUCUCGGUCACUGGCUGUGCGGCUGGUAGCUUCUGGUGUGCGAGUGGUGGUUGGGAGUCGCUGUGUGAAUCGCAUCCCAUCAGGACUGUUCCCUGACGGAGUGGAGUUGAGGAACCAGGAGGGGGCUCUAUCACAAGUGUGCCUGGUAUUUAUGGCCAUGUUCCCCGAGCAUUACUGCUCUUUGCUGGGGCUACAGUCUGCACUGGCAGGGAAGGUGCUUGUGGAUGUAAGUAACGGCGCAAAAGUGAAUAUCCAUGGGCCGUCCAAUGCGGAACGACUGGCUGAGCUGUUUCCAGACAGUCUAGUGGUCAAAGGUUUUAACACGGUUUCAACCUGGGAGUUGCAGACUGGGGCUCAUGAUGGAAGCAGACAGGUCAUGAUCUGCAGUAACAGUACAGAGGGGAAGAAGAAAGUCGUGCAGCUGGCUCGGCGGAUGGGGUUCCAUCCGGUGGAUAUGGGUGGCUUGUCUGCUGCUCGAGAGAUUGAGGUCAGCCCAUUGCGCCUAUUCCCAUCUUGGAGUGGCCCGGUUGUCGUCACCUUCCUCCUUUUUCUCUUCUUCUAUGGCUACGGUUUUCUGCGGGGAAUUUUGCUGCCAUUUCUUGCACAAGGACACAAUGCUUUCUACCGUCUCGCUUUUGACCUGGUGGAAGAGAGCCUGCCAGCAGUAGCCUUGGUGACCCUGGCACUCGUAUACUUACCAGGAUUAUUUGCUGCAUGGUUGCAGCUCUGGAGGGGCACCAAGUACCGGCGUUUCCCAUCCUGGUUGGACAACUGGAUGCAGCGGAGGAAACAACUGGGCCUGCUGAGCUUCCUUUGUGCAGCAUUGCAUGGUGUCUACAGCCUUUGCCUGCCACUGCGCAGAAUAACAGUGCACAGGCUUGUCAAUACUGCCUACAGACAGGUUAAAGCAGGUACAGAGGAGCCCUGGGAUGAGCUGGGUGUUUGGCGAUCUGACUUGUACCUUUCAUGUGGAGUUUUGGGUCUUGGUGUCCUCUCUUUACUGGCCAUCACUUCCCUUCCAACAGUGGGCAACACUCUCAACUGGAGAGAGUUUACGUUUGUACAGUCUGGUUUGGGUUACAUUGCCCUGACUCUGUCCAUAAUGCACACACUCUUCUUUGGCUGGGAUUUUGCCUUCCACAUUGAGGCAUAUCCAUUCUACAUGCCACCAAGCUACUUAUUGGCUGUCGUUCUACCCUGCAUUGUUCUGGUGUGCCGUUGCUUCCUGCUUCUGCCAUGCAUCUUCACCAGACUGACACGAAUCCGCCGGGGAUGGGAGAGUAAACACAACUGUCCAGUGUUACAGCACCACCAUGUGGUGCCUAAUGGAAUACCAUAUGUUCUGCUGGUUUUAUCACAGGCUGAGUUUCAGAAAGCAGCAGAGGAGGUCAAACAGCUGAAAACGAAACCAACGGACGCUGAGGUGAUGGAAAUCUACGGUCUAUACAAACAGGCCACCUUAGGAGACGUUGACAUGGCCCGACCAGGCAUGUUCGAUUUCGCUGGCAAGACCAAAUGGGAUGCCUGGAAUGCCAAGAAAGGUAUGAGUAAGGAGGAUGCAAUGAAAGCAUACAUCGCCAAGGUAGAGGAGCUGAAGGGGAUAUACGGAAUCUAAUAUCAUCACGGCCAGCCUGCCUUUACCUGUACUGUCCUCCCAUAAAACACCUUUAGGCCUCCAGUGUGUCCUCUCACAAGGGUGUUACAGUUACAUCGUAGCAGGCAGACUCGGUUCUGUGUGAGAGAAGAAGCACAUUCCUCUCAGGCCAAGAGAAAUCGUCCACCAGCAACCGUCUAGUGAAAAGCACAAAUGAAUUCAAAUUUAUACAAUGCCAUAAAGUCAGUUUUCUAGAACCAUGUUUGCCUUGUGUUUUCGUACAAACACUGACUAAGAAAAACUUUGAUGUUUGACUUUUUUUUUUAAAUAGAUUCCAUAAAAGAUUUUGAUAAUAAAUUACUGGAUCAAAUAAUUAAAAAGGAUUUACUGUA
This is a messenger RNA of Carassius auratus (goldfish), 2253 nucleotides long. It is a transcript of the gene steap3, whose product is annotated as STEAP family member 3, metalloreductase. The transcript is spliced from 8 exons. Gene Ontology annotation, cellular component: plasma membrane; endosome. Lineage: Eukaryota; Metazoa; Chordata; Actinopteri; Cypriniformes; Cyprinidae. The record is from RefSeq and is a predicted model, not a curated record. Gene Ontology annotation, molecular function: cupric reductase (NADH) activity; fatty-acyl-CoA binding; ferric-chelate reductase (NADPH) activity. Bases 158 to 1882 code for a protein of 574 amino acids. Gene Ontology annotation, biological process: copper ion import.